Messenger RNA from Prunus avium (sweet cherry), 578 nucleotides. The record is from RefSeq and is a predicted model, not a curated record. Lineage: Eukaryota; Viridiplantae; Streptophyta; Magnoliopsida; Rosales; Rosaceae.
CAAUAAAGUUAGAGGAAACUCAUGUGUGGCUCAACUGUAGUCCAUUAUUGGAUCCGAACAAGAACAUGGUGGAAGUACCGACGCGGUUGCAACAGGGUAAUAUGUGUCAAGUUAUAUUUUACUACCACGGUGCUGGGCCGAUGACAAGGUGUGGGGUCCACCUAUUAGGCCACCAGGUUGGUGAUGUCAGUGAGGCUGAGGUCGUGGUAGUUGACGUUGAUAUCCAUCGUCACUACCAAGGUGAAUUGGUUUCCUUGUCUUUAGCAUCAACGAGUGGUGUUGGGAAGAGGCCUCGUGGAUCAGAUACCAUCGCAGUUGAUAAUCAUGGUCCUAACGUCGUCGUCUUGGAUCAUGAUCACGAAGAGCAAUAUCUUACCUUGUUUUCAGAACCAGCAUAUCAUCCAAAGCGGAGGCAUAUUGAUAUUGAUGAGGAGCAAAAUUCACCUAUUGAUGUGAAUGGAGCUCGUUUAAUCAAGGGAAUUGAUGAUGUUGCGGAAGAAAUGUACUUGAUGAAGGAUUAUUUUGGUCAAAGCAAUAACAGAUUGUGGCUUGAUCCAUUUAAACACAAGAGAAGAUGA